Phycodurus eques (leafy seadragon) is the source of this 1642-nucleotide messenger RNA. RefSeq names its product src kinase associated phosphoprotein 1 (gene skap1). Gene Ontology annotation, molecular function: protein binding. The record is from RefSeq and is a predicted model, not a curated record. The coding region runs from base 127 to 1230 and encodes 367 amino acids. The transcript has 13 exons. Gene Ontology annotation, cellular component: cytoplasm; plasma membrane. Lineage: Eukaryota; Metazoa; Chordata; Actinopteri; Syngnathiformes; Syngnathidae.
UCAGAGCGCAGGUGGCUCUUGUUACUUUGUCGACGCUGUAACAGGACGUCAGGUCAGGUGCGCGAGUUAAAAGGAAAAACUACGCCUGGGCGAGCGCAAAGUGUCUUGCACCAGUGGACGUCAGGAAUGGGGACCAUCCCAAACGACAUCAGGAGGCUACUAGAUGACUGCGAGUUGUUUGUGUCUGAGAUCCUUCAGGACGAGCAGCUGAGUGAAAAUGCGGCAGAGACCCGCAAAGUCUUAUUGAAUAAUUUCAGGGUGGUGCAUGUGAGAAACCCUCAGGAAUUCCCCUUCCGCUCUGACUCGAGGGAGGAAGACGGUUCUGACGACAACCGCAGCUCCAGUCUGGGUCGCUCUGCACCGUCCGACGACGCCUCGCUGGCUUCCGACUACCAGGAGGACGGAGCGGCUGAGUUCUUUGAGGACAUUCCCCUCACAGCAGCUCAAGACCUCGGCAACAUCCUGAAGCAGGGCUUCUUGGAAAAGAAACGACGAGAUCACAGCUUCUUUGGGUCAGAGUGGCAGAAGAGAUGGUGUGUUCUCAACAAUUCCAUCUUCUUCUACUUUGGCAGUGACAAAGAUAAACAACAGAAAGGCUCGUUUUAUAUCAACGACUACAGUGUUCAGCUCAACAACAACCUGAGGAAAGACUCCAAAAGGAAUGCCUGCUUUGAGCUGUAUGCUCCCGGACAGAGGACGUUUCAGUUCACUGCUGGCAGUCCUCAGGAAGCUCGAGAAUGGGUGAACUACAUCAGUUUUGUGCUGCGAGAUCUUAGCUCCAACACCAUUCCUUUCGACGAGGACGAGGAGGAUGAUGACGGCGACGACGGUGACGAGACAACCUACGACGACAUUGAAAGGCCCUCAGGCCUGCCCUGGCCUGCGGCUGCUGUCGCCGCCCGGGCCUCUCACAGUAGCGUGGGAAGGCGGGAGGAAGACAGAGAGGACGACGUCAGUGACAUUUAUGAGGUUCUGCCAGAUGAGGACUUUCCAGAUCCACCAGCCGAGGGUUUAGAGACAUCCAACAAAGCCGUGUUGGAUUAUGCCAACUACUACCAGGCCGUGUGGGACUGCCAAGCAGACGCACCAGAUGAGCUGUCCUUCCUCAGAGGAGACCUCAUAUUCGUCCUCAGCAAGGAGUACAACAUCGAUGGUUGGUGGGUCGGCGAGCUGAACGGCACUGUGGGUAUCGUCCCCAAGGACUUCCUGCACCCCGCCUAUUUCCUGUGAGCUGCAAGCAGUCAGGACUCAAGGCGACAAGUGACGCAGGAUCACGGGGGGCUCACUGCUGCUGACUCAACGGUGCUAAAGAAACAGUUGCCACAACAAUGCCAGGAAACGAUGUGCUAACUUCAUCUGUCGCAGAUUAAGAGCAAAUGUCUUCUCAGGGAUGUGAUUAUAUGUUAAGGGCCAGCUUUUCAAAUGAACUAGAAUGAGUGACAUUCUAGAACAGGGGUUACUUAUAAACUUAAAAUAGACAGAUGUGCCCCCCAAAAAGGGGGUGGAUCAGGGUUUAUUGAAAAGAAAUUGAGAUUUUUUUCUUCUAAUAAAUAAUUCACUCAUGUUUAUGAUGUAUGACUUAGUAAUAUUUUAUGUCAUUAUCCACAAUAAAGUAACCAAUAUUCAAUGUGCUAAAUGAAUA